ACCCUCCCUCUCUCUCCCCAAGUCCUAUCUGUCACUGCCCAGCUCCGAGAUUGAAUCCCGUCCGACAGCGUCCAGCUUCAUGGGUUGCGCUAUAGUCUACGAUGAAGAAUGAAAUAGAAAUUAGAGGAUAAAACAAACCUAUUUAUCUGUUAAAAUAGUAUAGUAUUCGCGUCUUCCAAAAACCCUUGUAAUGUCAGCAACAAGGAAUUGGAGAGUGAGACAAUGUUGCAGGUGAGAAUCCGUGUUUAUGACCCAGUUGUUGGAUAUCUCCGAUGACGGUUGUUUAUCGCCGGCAGAGAAGCUUAUUUGCUGCUUCAUUAAACUCUCAAUUUUCCUGCUGGAACAUAUCGAAGCUACGGAAAACUAAAAUGUUGCAGAACAGUGUAUUACAGACAUACCAUAAUGUUUCUUUAAAAAACCCAGCAGCUGAUAUGUCUGGGUCUUUAUGUUUCGUUGGAUUUGGAAAUGUCAGACUCUACUCCAUUGGAAGGAACCCACAACAAGCCCUUUCUCUUAUCGCUGAACGAACCUCUCGUGCUGCAAGUAGCCUUGUUUGUAGGUCCAAACCUCUUAUUUCCAUGAAUGCAUUUGAUUAUGGUUCACUUCAAGGUAGAAUCAAGUUGAGUUCAUAUUACCAGACUGCUUCACUUAAGAGACCUUUUUCCACUAAAGCCGACACAAAUAGAAAUGACGAUAGUUUUAUAAGAAGUGGGAGUACUUCAGCUUUGGGCAAGUUGAGUGUAGCCUGGAAUAGAGGGAAGAACAUUUCCAAGGCUGGAGUAUCAGCAAGUAAGGACUCUGAUGCAUCACAACCAUCUGAAGACGUGAAGGAAGCUGCUUCCUCAAGUUCAUUGUUGGGCAAUGCUAACAAUGUCCAAAAGUCUCCUAGGAAAAAGAAGCAGCCAUCGAUAAGAAAAAAAAAGGAGGAUGAGUUGACUGGUUCUAGUACAAAUGGAGCUUCUCAACCAAUCCAAGAUACUAAUGUUACUUCAGAGGAAAACAUCGGAAGUAUUAACAAGGAGGAGCUUAUUAACAGUUUGCCUUUAGUGAAGAGUCCAGCCAAAAGAAAAACUGCCAAGUCUAGCAAGAAGGCAAAACCUGAAAAAGUAGGUAAGGUUGAAGCAUCUCCAGUUUUAGUUGUGGAUAAACUAGAUCUUAAACCAGAAAGCCGAAUCAAGAGUAAAUCGAAGGUUCUGGUUAAAAAGGAAUUUAAGUCCCUGUACCCUCCUUCUGGGAAAUCAGUUCUUGUCGUGGAGUCUUUGACAAAGGCAAAAGUUAUUCAGAAGUAUCUGGGUGACAUGUUUGAAGUUUUACCUAGCUAUGGACAUGUCAGAGAUCUCGCUGCAAGAUCUGGAUCUGUUCGGCCCGAUGAUGAUUUCAGUAUGGUGUGGGAAGUUCCUUCUACUGCCUGGACACAUCUAAAGAGUAUCAAGAUCGCACUAAACGGUGCUGAAAACCUUAUCCUUGCGUCAGAUCCAGACAGGGAAGGAGAAGCUAUAGCAUGGCAUAUCAUUGAGAUGCUGCAACAACAAGGGGCAUUGCACGAUGACAUAACAGUUGCAAGGGUUGUAUUUAAUGAAGUAACAGAGGCAUCAAUCAAAAAUGCUUUGCAAACUCCUAGAGUAAUCGACGUGAACUUGGUUCAAGCUUAUUUAGCACGGAGAGCUCUUGACUAUUUGAUUGGAUUCAAUAUUUCACCAUUGUUAUGGAGGAAAUUACCUGGUUGCCAGUCAGCUGGCCGUGUCCAAUCUGCUGCUUUGUCUCUCAUAUGUGACAGAGAAAUGGAAAUCGAUGCAUUUGAACCACGUGAAUACUGGACUGUAGAGGUCCAGUUUAACAAGAAGAACGAAGAUAAUAAAUAUGCCUUCUUAUCCUCUUUGACUCAUGUUGGUUCGGAAAAGGUAAGCCAACUCUCUAUUAGCUCUCGAGAACAAGCAAACGACAUUGAAAAUAACAUAAAUUCAUCCGAAUUUGAAGUUCUCGGUUCCAAAAGAAGCAAGGUGAAGAGGAACCCUCCGACACCAUUUAUAACAUCAUCACUUCAACAAGACGCUGCUAACAAGCUACAUUUUUCAGCCAUGUACACAAUGAAACUUGCUCAGAAACUAUACGAAGGUGUUCAAUUAUCAGAUGCCAGUACAACAGGAUUGAUAACAUACAUGAGAACAGAUGGAUUACACAUUUCAGAUGAAGCUGCUAAGGAUAUUCGUUCCUUUGUCAUUGAAAGGUAUGGAGGGGAAUACACACCCGAUACUGCUCGUACGUAUUUUAAAAAGAUAAAAAACGCUCAAGAGGCUCAUGAGGCUAUUAGACCCACAAAUAUUCGGAGAUUACCUUCUUCACUCGAGGGAAUCCUCGAUGAAGAUGCGUUGAAGUUAUAUGCUCUUAUAUGGGUUCGGACAAUGGCAUGCCAAAUGGAACCUGUUAAGAUAGAUCAGAUACAAUUAGAUAUCAGGAGUAUAGACCAGUCAGUUGCGUUUAGAUCCACCUGCUCGACAGUUGAUUUUUUCGGUUACCAGACUGUUUACAGGGAUAUGGAAGCCAAAAUGCUAAACUACACUGAUAAUGAAGACGAUGAGCGUAAAGAGCUUUUCAAGCUUCUUUGUGAUCUAAACUCUGGAGAUACAUUAUGUGCUACAAAGGUGAAACUUAGUGAGCACCAUACACAACCUCCAUCACGCUUUUCUGAAGCUUCAUUAGUAAAGAAGCUGGAAGAACUUGGUAUUGGAAGGCCUUCAACUUAUGCUUCUACACUGAAAGUUUUACAAGAUAGACAUUAUGUCCAAGUAAAGAGUAGAGUAUUAUAUCCAGAGUUUCGUGGACGAAUGGUCUCGGCAUUCCUCUCUCACCAUUUCUCUGAGGUUACUGAUUAUUCUUUUACCGCUGACAUGGAAACCGAGCUUGAUAAUGUUUCUGCUGGACUGACGGAAUGGAAGGGGUUACUUAGAGAUUAUUGGACAAGAUUUAGUGAGUACUGUGAACUUACUGCUAGUGUUCAUAUCCAUCAAGUGGAAAAAAUGCUGGAGAAAACAUUUGGGGAUUUCUUAUUUGCUUCACUACCUGGCAAAAGCAGAACGUGCCCAAUUUGUCUGGAAGGGACUCUCAUUUUCAAAGUUAGUAGGUUUGGAGCUGGAUAUUUUAUAGGCUGUAAUCAACAUCCAAAGUGCAAGUAUAUUGCCAAGACAUUAUAUGGUGAGGAUGAAGAAGAUGAUACUCCUGAUAAUAAGGCUGUUGAUGUGCCCAAAAUACUUGGUCUUCAUACCAUUUCUGGGGAAAAGAUCCUAUUGAAGACUGGCCCUUACGGUUCCUAUGUUCAACUUGGCGAAGAUAGAAAAGGAUACUUGCCAAAACGAGCAUCUCUUUCCCAAGUAAAAAAUGUGAAAUCUAUUACACUUGAAGAUGCGUUGGAGUUGCUGAAAUAUCCAAUAACAUUGGGAAAUCAUCCGGGCGAUAACCAUCCGGUUGUGAUAAGGCUUGGGAAGAGCGGAUUUACUAUCAGACACAGAAGUUCAUUUGCACCUCUGUCCAAGAAUGCAAAUCCAACCGAAAUAACCCUGGAGAAGGCGUUGAAGCUUUUACAAGGAAAAGAUGUAAAGCGAUGUGGUCGACCUAAGAGAGCAGCACCUAAACCUGAAGAAGCCAUGGAGGAUUCUUCUUUGUAGAUUUAAGUCACAUCAGUUCCAUUUUUAUUAAAGUUUUUUUCUCAAUAUUUCUGCAAACAAGUUAGUUGAUCAAAAGGCCUCAUUCAACUUAGAGGAUAGGGUGACACAAACUCUGUUUUCAGAGGAAAAUUGUAACCAUAGAAGCAUCUAUAAAUCAAUUUUGUUGUGAUUUGUAGGCUAGCGGCACUAUUUGUUUCUACAUUAGACUCAGAAUCCAAAAUAAAAUCAUUUUUCAUA
This is a messenger RNA of Impatiens glandulifera, 3899 nucleotides long. Its product is annotated as DNA topoisomerase 1-like. Gene Ontology annotation, molecular function: DNA topoisomerase type I (single strand cut, ATP-independent) activity; DNA binding. NCBI's taxonomy places the organism in Eukaryota, Viridiplantae, Streptophyta, Magnoliopsida, Ericales, Balsaminaceae. The record is from RefSeq and is a predicted model, not a curated record. Gene Ontology annotation, cellular component: chromosome. The coding region runs from base 273 to 3662 and encodes 1129 amino acids. Gene Ontology annotation, biological process: DNA topological change. The transcript is spliced from 10 exons.